Messenger RNA from Verruconis gallopava, 1406 nucleotides. RefSeq lists its product as uncharacterized. The transcript is spliced from 4 exons. Gene Ontology annotation, cellular component: proteasome core complex. The coding region runs from base 127 to 984 and encodes 285 amino acids. The record is from RefSeq and is a predicted model, not a curated record. Gene Ontology annotation, molecular function: threonine-type endopeptidase activity. NCBI's taxonomy places the organism in Eukaryota, Fungi, Ascomycota, Dothideomycetes, Venturiales, Sympoventuriaceae.
CCUGCUUCAGCGAGUUGCUUCAGCUUGCCGUUUCUCUCGUCAAUCCUCCUUUCAAUCAAUAAUCAUCGCAAAGUUCUAUCGCUGAACGCCCAAGGCUGUUCUGGACGUACUUUCACUCAAGCUAAAAUGAACGCGCUCGUGUCGCGGUACACGAGACCUCAAUUCGAAGGCGAGACCGUGGCGCAAGACGAGGAUCAUGAGCUGGUGUCAUCCGUGAAUCCACUCUCUCUCAAAUUUGCUCUGCCUCCGAUAGCUCAGCCCUCAUCAUGGCUACGAGCCAUGACUGACGACUAUUCAAACCCAAACUGCCCUAUCAAGAUUGCACACGGAACAACCACACUGGCUUUCAGAUUUCAGGGUGGUAUCAUAGUAUGCACAGAUUCGAGAGCAACGGCAGGCAACUGGAUCGCAUCGCAAACAGUCAAGAAGGUUAUUGAGAUCAACAAUUGUUUGUUGGGUACUAUGGCAGGCGGUGCUGCUGACUGUCAAUACUGGCUUGCGUAUCUGGGUAUGCAGUGCAGACUACACGAACUACGACAGAAGCGGCGUAUCUCAGUUGCGGCUGCGUCAAAGAUCCUCGCCAACCUCGUCUACUCUUACAAGGGCUAUGGCCUUAGCAUGGGCACAAUGUGCGCCGGCGUAACUCCGCAGGAAGGACCGGCCUUAUACUAUAUUGACAGCGAUGGCACCCGCCUCGCCGGUAACCUGUUCUGUGUAGGAUCUGGACAAACUUUCGCCUAUGGUGUGCUUGACGCAGAGUACCGGUACGACCUGACCGUCGAAGAAGCUCUAGAGCUUGGCCGCCGCAGCAUCCUCGCCGCUAUGCAUAGAGACGCAUACUCUGGUGGAUCUCUCAAUCUAUACCACGUCAAGGAGGAUGGAUGGGUUAAGCAUGGCUUCAACGAUAUGAAUCCAAUUUUCUGGAAGACGAAACUAGAGAAAGGCGAGUUUUCGAAUGUGACGGCUGAAAUGGACGGCUUUUAAAGGCCGGAAGUAAAGAUGGUACUCAUACAUGGCGUAAAAGGAGCCAGUGUAUCAUACACUGGAGAACUAAGGACAUUUCGCUUCGAAAUCAACGUGGAAAAGACACUAGCAUUCCAGGGAGCCAUGAUCGUCGCUAAGUUUAGACUUAAUUGCUGGCACAGUACUAGAACUCUUGUCUCAAACUCAUUCUCAAUGCGACUUCAGCGCAUCUUCUCCUUUGGCUCAUUUGAUCGUUACUUAUCGCAUUUUCUACGCGUUUUUGUGACGGAAAUGAUCGCCCAAACCAGAUAAUCAGCAGGAUUUCCACAUGCUCAAAGAGUGAACUUAUCGAUCGAGAGUCCAAAGACGAAAACAAGAUCAAGAUGUAGCGAAGGUCAGCUUCGGCGAGGUAGGAGAUCACCCUUAAUGCUACUUACAAUCUG